GAGGGAUGUGCACACAGUGUUGAAUGGGACAAGGCAUUUUAACAUUUUAUCGCCUUUUUCUGCUUUUUUACGCAUAUUUAUCUGUAAACGUCUGAUUAUCAGCACUAAACUCAGAGUCUGAGUCGAUCAGAGGACUGUUUGAGACACGAUGGAAAGUUUUGUACUGAACACGUUGCUGUGGGGGUUUUAAGUGGCCUUUUAAAUGGAUGUAAACGCAGGAUCUGAAUGCUGAUUUUCUGAACUGGAUUACUGGCUGAAUCAUGGCUAAAAUCUCCAAGGAGUCACUCUGGACAGACAGGGUAAAUAUUGAGGUGUUAGACUAACUUUAACUAUACUGGAAAUUAUUUCCACUGCCAUCAAAUGACAGUACUGGAGCUCAGUUUUAUGUUUGCACAAAAUAAGUUGCUGGAGAUCCGACGCAGUUUAACUGUAAAUGUAAUUGAAAGUAACUGACUCGAGUAAAAUUGCAGCUUCAUUUCUUUGUAAUUGUUUUGCAACUUUCUUUUAAUUGUAACUAUCCUUGCAAAAGCCGUUCUGAGUUGGAUCUGAGGAACGUUCUAAUGCUCUUAUUUUCCUUUAUGUAAAGCCCUUUGAAUUGCCACUGUUUAUGAAAGGUGCUCUAGAAAUACACUUAACUUCCCUAAUUACGCUCACAUGUUCACCACUCCAAUCAGAUGUGAUUUCAUAUAGACCAACCAAAGAUGACACUCACAAAUCCCACAACUGCUGGUUAGAUGUAUGUACAUGAAUGCAGCCCAGUGUGUUUGACCACGUAAAACGUAUUGUGGUUAAGAAAGAAAGAGGAAGUGAAGUUAAGCAAACUCCACUUUUCUGCCACGUCCGUCUCUCCAAAACUACAGAAGACACACAACAGGCAGUUCCAUCAGUGACGGUCUAAUUUAGUAGAGUCCAAAUAAGUGUUAGUGAAACCACUCUCACAAGAGGAACUGGAGACCAGCAGGAUGGAGUUGUCUGAGUGUGUGAAGACGGAGGACGUGUACCAGACACUCCAGUAUCCUCCUUCAGUGAAGAACCCAAACCCAACACAUGGAUCACAGUGGAGCAGCAGGCUAAUGAUGAUCCUGCUGAUCUUCAACACUCUGUUCCUGGUCAUUAUACUGAUACUGAUCGGGCUCUUCAGGCCGGUAAUGGAUGAGAAAAAGGAGGCGUGGCUUCUCUAUGAUGGGUCAUUCUACUUGAUCUGGGAGGCAGAGGGGAACUGCACUGAAGCAGCAAAGUUCUGCAGAGCAAGAGGAUCCAACAUCAGACUCGCCGUUCUAACACAGAGGAACCGGGACUGGCUGGUAACUCAGGCUAAGAAGAAGAAACUGCUGGUAGCAGAGGAUGACAGUUUUUCCAGGUGUAAACUGGUCGGUGAUCCGGUGCGCUUGGAGACGCCUUUCAUCCCUGGAGAAGAGCAAGGCUGGGUGUGUGAGCAUUACCACAGACAAGAGGGGAGUAAUUUACAAGGACCGCCGGGACCGCCGGGACCACCUGGACCACGUGGACUACAAGGACCACCUGGACCACAAGGACCAGCUGGACUACAUGGACUACAAGGACCAACUGGACCAAUUGGACCACCUGGACCAAUUGGAAUUCCUGGACCACCUGGACCAUCUAGAACAUAAUUUUAGAUGAAAUGUUGUUUAAUGAUCAGCACUUUAACCAUUUUCCCUCUAAAAAAGAGCAAAGCCCACUCGUUCUAUUGCUGUUAGCAUACACGCUAACAACAUUAGCAUUAUAACUUCAGAGCUAGCACAGCUUACACUGGUGGAUUUCUUUACACAGUGAUCGUUCGACAUUCCAGCUUACACUGAGAUGCAGUUAAUGUAGUUGCACUUACGGACUUUAUCCUCACCUGAAAGAGUGAACAAUUGCUAAGUAACACUGUUUAUCCUGCAGGGGGAGAAUGUCCAGCUGAGGUCAGACGCAGCUCACAUGAGCACUUAGUUUAGGAAGAGCUGCUGUUGCUUUAGUAAGACCCCUGGCAGGUUCCAGUGAAAGUGUUGUGUUUUUGUUCUUUCAUUUAUUAUAAUUUAGCUCUGUAUUGCAGGAUGAUGAUGUCACUUUUUUUAAUUAGCUUGCAUUACCCAUGGUUCAUUUUGGGCGAUGCUUGUGCAUGUGAGUGUGUUUACAUGCACUCAAUAAUCCAAUCAUAAUCAGAUUUCUGCAGUUAUCUGAUUAUUCAAACGGUCAUGUAAACAGCACACUCAGAUUUCUUAGAUCGGAGUAAGGUCUAGAAAUCCGAUUAAGAAAUCUGAUAAAGAGGCUGGAUUUUAGCUCAGUAAUCAGAUUUCUCAGUGCUGUAAACUCUUACUCUGAUUUCUUUCCGAUUUCUCAGUCUGACGCUGAAACUAAAUUCAAGCAUGACAAAAUAAAAGAUUUUAAUACUCUUCAUCUGCUAGAUGAUGUCUGUUCAUAUUUUCAGGUAAAGUGACGCAACAUUUAUCUUAAAAAAAGCCUCGAAACGAAGUUCAAGUUUUUCAACUUCAUUUCUCUAUUAUCAGAUUACCCGAAUGCAUGUAAACAUGAUCAUUUCUGCAGUUAUUGCAUUAUUAAGUGCAUGUAAACACAAUCAGUGUGUGUCAGUCAGUCGGUCAGUGACUCAGUUAGCUGUAAGCUGCACUGCCACGUCACAUUUUCUUAACAAGUGCUUUAGACUUAAUUAACAUUUUUCAUCUGCUUGUCAUUUACUUGAUAGAACCUCUACAUGACCUUCUGUCUCUGAGCUCUCUGAUCAACCAACAAAUCAUUUUUAACUUCCAAUAAACAAAGCUUCCUCUCUGAA
Messenger RNA from Colossoma macropomum (tambaqui), 2791 nucleotides. Its product is annotated as collagen and calcium-binding EGF domain-containing protein 1-like. The record is from RefSeq and is a predicted model, not a curated record. NCBI's taxonomy places the organism in Eukaryota, Metazoa, Chordata, Actinopteri, Characiformes, Serrasalmidae. Bases 963 to 1631 code for a protein of 222 amino acids. The transcript is spliced from 6 exons.